Molecule: messenger RNA, 2128 nt
Organism: Loxodonta africana (African savanna elephant)
Lineage: Eukaryota; Metazoa; Chordata; Mammalia; Proboscidea; Elephantidae
Gene: SLC35D3
Product: solute carrier family 35 member D3
Exons: 2
Coding region: 1-1269 (422 amino acids)
Cellular component (GO): Golgi apparatus
Molecular function (GO): antiporter activity
Source: RefSeq, a predicted model, not a curated record
AUGCGGCAGCUGUGCCGUGGCCGUAUACUGGGCAUCUCGGUGGCCAUAGCGCACGGGGUCUUCUCGGGCUCCCUCAACAUAUUGCUCAAGUUCCUCAUCAGCCACUACCAGUUCUCCUUCCUGACGCUGGUGCAGUGUCUGACCAGCUCCACGGCGGCGCUGAGCCUGGAGCUGCUGCGGCGCCUCGGGCUCAUUGCCGUGCCCCCCUUCGGCCUGAGCCUGGCGCGCUCCUUCGCGGGGGUCGCAGUGCUCUCCACUCUGCAGUCCAGCCUCACGCUCUGGUCGCUGCGCGGCCUUAGCCUGCCCAUGUACGUGGUCUUCAAGCGCUGCCUGCCCCUGGUCACCAUGCUCAUCGGUGUCCUGGUGCUCAAGAACGGCGCGCCCUCGCCGGGGGUGCUCACGGCCGUGCUCAUCACCACCUGCGGCGCCGCCCUGGCAGGAGCCGGUGACCUGACGGGCGACCCCAUCGGGUACGUAACGGGCGUGCUGGCUGUGCUGGUGCACGCUGCCUACCUGGUGCUCAUCCAGAAGGCGAGCGCGGACACAGAGCACGGGCCGCUCACAGCGCAGUACGUCAUCGCUGUCUCCGCCACCCCGCUGCUGGUCGUCUUCUCCUUCGCUAGUACGGACUCCAUCCACGCCUGGGCCUUCCCCGGCUGGAAGGACCCAGCCAUGGUCUGCAUCUUCGUGGCCUGCAUCCUGAUCGGCUGCGCCAUGAACUUCACCACGCUGCACUGCACCUACAUCAACUCAGCCGUGACCACCAGCUUCGUGGGCGUGGUGAAGAGCAUCGCCACCAUCACGGUGGGCAUGGUGGCCUUCAGCGACGUGGAGCCCACCUCUCUGUUUAUAGCCGGCGUUGUAGUGAACACCUUGGGCUCCGUCAUUUACUGUGUGGCCAAAUUUGUGGAGACCAGAAAGCAAAGCAACUACGAGGACCUGGAGACGCAGACCAGGGGAGAGGAGUCGCAGCCAAGUGGAGACCAGCUGCCGUUCGUGAUGGAGGAGCUGCCUGGGGAGGGUGGAACUGGUGGGUCAGAAGGUGGAGAGGCAGCAGGUGGCUCCACUCGACAGAGUGGGCGAGAGGCGAGGGGCAGCCCCAGAGGAAUCCCGCUGGUGGCCAGGAGUUCCCACAUCACAGACACCUCAGAAGAAAUGAGCAAAAGGUCACUAAAGGAUGCUUACCUUGGAGUGUGGAGAUUAGUGAGGGGCACCAAGUAUAUGAAAAAGGAUUAUUUGAUAGAAAACGAGGAGCUACCCAGUCCUUGAAAAGGAAGUGUGUGCAUGUACAUAUGUACAUACACUCAUUUUAUGUUAGAUAUGUUUUAAUGACGGUCCAACCAGUUCUAUUCUUUGAGGAGUAGGGAAGGGAAGCAAAGAAAGAAUCUGAAGGGACUGAUAGAGAACAAACAAAAUGAGCACCUCUGUGAAUUAUUUAGUGUGACUUUACCUGAGGCAUCACAGAGACAAAAGAAUGUGAAAGUGCUUAACAAACAGAGCAGUGGUCUCAGCUUCAGACUCCUGGCACAUUUAUUUUCUGUCUUUACAAUCUUAAGCAAAUAUCUGCAUGUACCAAGAGUCCCCCAACCACCUCCCUCCAAAGAUGGAGUGUAGAAAUGAUGACAGAACUUAAUAAGCUCAAAGAUUACAACCAAGGACACAUUUGUGAUGCUAGAACUACAUAUUGAUCAACAGCUGGAAAAAGAGGAGAUUAAUGAAAUGACAUUAUAUAUAAACACACUGAAUGGAUGUUUAUCUGAUAUGUCAUGUUUACUCUCCUUUUUCUUCCCUCGUUUUUAAAAUAAGCUCUCUACUAUUCUAUGUUGGUAGAAAAUGUUAAAGCUAUUUUGAAAAUUGGAGUGCUUAGCUUAAAUCAUGAAGUUUAAAGUUUGCUUUUAGUACUUAUAAAAUAUUUAAAAAAUUGUUUUAGUUCAUGGCUUUAUAAUAUUUGUUAUUGAAUGCCAUACAUUUUAAAACCAGUUUUACUGACUGUGUCCAAUAUUCUCUCAUGUAAAUGCAGCAGCUGAAAUAGAAUUCGGUAUUAACUGCAGCCCAGUCAGAAGAGAGAAGACCAUCCUGAAAAAGAACCCCUUUCAUGACUUGCACUGCUUAUCCCAAACCAUGUUAC